This is a messenger RNA of Glycine soja, 1234 nucleotides long. Its product is annotated as WAT1-related protein At5g40240-like. Bases 1 to 723 code for a protein of 240 amino acids. The transcript has 5 exons. The record is from RefSeq and is a predicted model, not a curated record. Gene Ontology annotation, molecular function: transmembrane transporter activity. Lineage: Eukaryota; Viridiplantae; Streptophyta; Magnoliopsida; Fabales; Fabaceae. Gene Ontology annotation, cellular component: plasma membrane.
AUGAAAAGUGCCUUGCAAUCUUUCUUUUCUUUUUCUCUAUCAGCAGCCUUUUAUUCCUCUGGCACAGUGCUGUCCAUCGCUGGAGCAUUACUAGUGACCCUUUACAAAGGAAGUCCCAUCAUCAGCUUUCGAACUCAACCCUCGCCAACACAACCAUUGCCACCUUUGUUGGCUGAAACCAGUAACUGGGUUAUUGGAGGUCUCUUCUUUGCCACUGCCUCUAUUUCUCUUGCAGCCUGGAAUAUUACACAGGCAGCAAUUCUGAAAGGAUAUUCAUCUCAGUUAACCAUAUUAGCCUACUAUUGCCUGUUUGGAACCAUCCAAAGUGCAAUACUUUCUCUCAUUGUAGUCAGAGAUCCAAAUGACUGGAAAAUAAGCCCUGACAUUGAUCUCAUCGCUGUAUUCUAUUCAGCUGUUGUGGGAAGUGUGGUGACAUUUUCUGUAAACACUUGGUGCAUUAAAAAGAAAGGACCUGUAUUUGUUAGCUUGUUCAAGCCUGUGGGGAUUGCCAUUGCUGCCUUUUCGACUGUUGUCUUCCUUGGUGAAACACUCCAUGUUGGCAGUGUUGUUGGUGCAGUGAUAAUUGCCAUCGGAUUUUACACAGUAUUGUGGGCACAAUCAAAAGGGGAAAACGCAAAAGGCUUCCAAGUUGAUGGACUGUCAUCCCCGUCUGCCCAAGCGAGUCCUCUACUCGAGUUCCAUGAAAGCAAUGUUUUAGCAUAAGCAUUUACCAGUGUCUAGUACUAGUAGUUCAUCUUCGUCAAUUUUUUCAACAAACACCGGUGUGGUGAAAGAAUCAUUACUUUUCAGGGGAUUUUCUUUUACCAAUCUAUAGUUCUGUCUUGCAUUGCCUGUCUGUAUAUAUCACAUUGGUGUAAGUAAUGAAAACUCUUUACAUUGCUCAGUUUCCUCAAAAUUUAACAAAGGACAAUGUCUCAAAAGAUGACUAAUUGUAAUGCAAAUCCUGCUUACCUAUCUAUUGCCCCUUUCAAAGUGCAGAACCAUGAGAGUCCCGAGAGGCAUUAGCACUUGAAUUAAACAUACUCCAGCACCAUAUAGGGAAAGAAUCUAACCAAAAGUUAAGUCAAGCCCACACAUCUGCAUCAUUAAUUUUACCAGAUACUGUGCAUGACUUGAGAGAAUCUUCUACAUUAUGAUCCAGAUCAUGACUUAAAAUCAUCAGACAUUGCUGAUGGAAUACAAUGUGUUGCAAGAAUAUCUAGAGUAGUUGCUU